Pangasianodon hypophthalmus (striped catfish) is the source of this 4707-nucleotide messenger RNA. RefSeq names its product HHIP-like protein 1. The coding region runs from base 247 to 3000 and encodes 917 amino acids. The record is from RefSeq and is a predicted model, not a curated record. The transcript has 9 exons. Lineage: Eukaryota; Metazoa; Chordata; Actinopteri; Siluriformes; Pangasiidae. Gene Ontology annotation, cellular component: membrane.
GCGUGUGUGUACAUGUGGCUGGAGCUCAGACUGUUGAAUGAGACGGCCUUGUGCGACUUCAAUCUGUUCAUUCUCUCUCCACCAGAGCACAUAUCCAAUGAAAGUGUGUGUGUGCAUGUGUGAGAGCGCUGACAGGCAUCCAAGUUAGCCCACAAAUAAUUGAACAGCUAGAGCAGAACACACACCAAAAAGGCAUUCUUUAUAAUUUGUACCUUUGCCGGCCAGAACUCCUGUUCUUAUUUUGCCAUGAGUUUAGUAAGACUCUGGAGAGCUGGGCUUCUCCACUUUCUGAUUUGGCUCCUCCUGAGCUUCUUGCAUGCAGAUGCCCACCCGCAGUGCCUGGACUACAAGCCUCCUUUCCAACCUCAAGAGCCGCUGCGCUUCUGCAAAGAGUAUGCCAAGUUUGGCUGCUGCGAUUUGGAGCAAGACAAACAGAUUUCGUACAGGUUUGAACAAAUUAUGGACUACUUUGAUCAUUCUGGAUUCAUGGUCUGCGGGAAGUACAUCCGCAGCAUCCUGUGCCAGGAAUGUUCUCCUUAUGCAGCUCACCUGUACGAUGCUGAGGAUGCGAAUACUCCCAUGCGUGAGCUCCCUGGCCUUUGCCGUGACUACUGCUCUGAGUACUGGCAUCACUGCCGUUACACACUUAGUCUUCUGACAGACAACAACAUAACUGCCAUCAUUGAGGAGGAUCUUGAUAAAUUCUGUGACUAUUUGGAGCUCAAGGAUCAAGAGUAUUGCUAUCCCAAUGUUCUUUCCAGUGACGAGUUAAAUGCUAACCUGGGCAGCGUUCAAGCCGAUCCUAAGGGCUGCAUUCAGCUUUGCCUACAGGAAGUAGCAAAUGGCCUGCGCAAUCCAGUGGCAAUGGUGCAUGCAAAUGACGGCACCCACCGCUUCUUCAUAGCUGAGCAGCUGGGAUAUGUAUGGACCUACUUGCCAAAUGGCUCAAGGAUCGACAGACCCUUCCUAAACCUCACCAAGGCCGUGUUGACCUCACCGUGGGCUGGGGAUGAACGUGGAUUUCUCUGUAUCACCCUGCACCCCAGGUUCAGCGUGGUCAAGAAGGCAUAUGUCUAUUACUCUGUGUCUGUGAACAAGCAGGAGAGGAUAAGGAUCAGCGAGUUCCUUCUGUCAGACACAGACAUGAACAUGCUGGAUCACUCAUCUGAAAGGACCCUUUUGGAAGUUGUGGAGCCAGCAUCAAACCACAAUGGAGGCCAGCUUCUGUUUGGUUUGGACGGCUACCUUUAUGUCUUCAUAGGAGAUGGAGGCAGAGCAGGAGACCCCUUUGGAAAGUUCGGAAAUUCCCAAAACAAAUCCACUCUACUAGGCAAAGCUCUACGAAUCGAUGUGGAAAACAAUGAUGAUGGUGCCCCAUACAGUAUCCCCUCUGAUAACCCUUUCCUUGGUGAGAAAGACUCAAAGCCAGAGAUCUACGCCUAUGGAGUCAGGAACAUGUGGCGCUGCUCCAUUGACAGAGGAGACCCGAUCACAGGCCAGGGACAGGGUCGCAUGUUCUGCGGAGAUGUUGGCCAGAACAAGUUUGAGGAAGUUGAUAUCAUUGAAAAAGGGGGCAACUAUGGAUGGAGGGCAAAGGAAGGGUUCUCCUGUUAUGACAAGAAACUCUGUUUAAACUCCUCUUUGGAUGACAUCCUGCCAAUUUUUGCUUAUCCACAUACAGUUGGGAGGUCAGUGACUGGUGGCUACGUCUACAGGGGCUGUGAGAUGCCAAAUCUUAAUGGUCUCUACAUCUUUGGGGAUUUCAUGAGCGGACGACUCAUGUCUCUUAAAGAGAACCCAGACACUGGCAAAUGGGACUACACAGAAAUAUGCAUGGGCAAGGACAAGACAUGUCGCUUCCCAAGACUGAUCAACAGCUACUACAAGUACAUCAUAUCCUUUGGUGAAGAUGAGGCAGGUGAGCUAUACUUCCUAGCCACAGGAACACCAAGUGCAGCUUCCAGAGGGGGAGUGGUGUACAAGAUAGUGGAUCCAUCCAGGCGAGCACCUCCAGGCAAGUGCAGCAUCAAGCCCACUCCUGUCCAGAUAAAGGGCAAACUGAUUCGCUUCCAUCCUAAAACAGAGUUUGUGAUUGACAAAAAACCCACAACCACUGCUUCCCCUAAGACCAAAGCACCUACUAUACCCAGCACAACCAUGGUUCAGGCCACAGCAAGAAAACCAACCACUGCAUCUCCAAAGCCAAAAUUUAGUGGACCAACUCAGAAACCAAGGACACCUACUCAAAAACCACAGACUCUUGCUCCGACGCCAACUUUCAAACCGGUAAUUACAAAGCCUCCUGUUCUCAGGAGACAUCAGUCUCCAACUGGGACAGUGCACCCACUCCUUGACCAGAUCACUACAGUGAGGCCACAGUAUAUCACCACUUUGAAAGUGAAAUCAGAAACCACACUUCGUAGGACUCCUCCACCAACCACAUUACGUCCAUCCACCAAGCAACCACAUGCUUCCAGCGACACUCAUCCAUAUUGGACUGCCUCUAUAACCACCACCACCAGGCCCAUAUAUUGGACUUCAGCCUCCCUGAAGACAUCCCUACCAACAGACAGGCCUGGCAAAAGAGGCAGGGGGAAAGGCAGAAAAAAUGGGCAGAGAAGAGGUAAAGGGGUUCGCAGAAGGUCUCGAAGUGGGCAGGUGAGGCUUGUUAGUCCUGAUCCAAACCGGUCAGAUCGUGGACGAGUGGAAAUCCUCGUGAGGGGUGAGUGGGGUACGGUGUGUGAUGACCUAUUUGACAAUAAGGCAGCAGCAGUGGUGUGCAAGCAGCUGGGCUUUGCUAGAGCACUGAGGGUGGCGAAGCCUGGCGAAAUGGGACGUGUGGCCACUAACCUCCAAAUCCUGCUGGAUGAUGUGGAAUGUGAGGGAACAGAGAGGACACUGCUGCACUGCAAACACGCUGUAGUCGGCAAACACAACUGCUCACAUGCGGAGGAUGUAGGGGUAGUGUGUAGCUCCGAAGAGGAGCAUGCUGUCAAGUGAUGACCAUUUCCCAGUCUACUCUUGAAUCACUGAAAACAUUGGUCUCACUCUUGAUUUGUUUGUUCGUAAAAUGGUGGUGAAAUACUUCAGCACCAUCAAUCUCAGCCUAAUUUUUAAUACUUGCAGAGAAUUACUUUUUAAAUGAAUAUUGACAGAUAGUGAUAAUGUUAAAGAAUGAUAAUGCUGUUGUGAGGUCACAGUUUUAAAGGGAGGUGUUGAUCAUCUCAGACUAAGACAAGGCCAAGAUAGCUAAUGUUUUGUGUUUAAUAAGAUUCAAGCAAAUUCACCUCUUCAGAAAAGAAAGCAAGAAGGGAAACACUGCUUAGCCUUUUAUAUUCAAGAUGACACACACACACACACACACACACACACACAUAUAUAUGGAAUAAUUUUCAUACAGAAACCAUGGUAUAGAUUCAAACCUAUAAAACACUUAUAAGAAUAUAAUCCGUGAGAUUUUCUUUUUAUUAAUAUAUAUGUGUAAUUUUGUUGUGAAAACUAAUAUCAAUACACAAAUCAAUAUAACCCUCAAAUCAUGCACAAUUUGGACAGGAUCCAAAAUUAAGAUCAUCACCAUUCCUUAUGGCAUAAAAUUAAGUUCAGUGAUUUAGUGACUAUGUAGAAAACAUGCAUUUUAUGGAAAAUCAUUACAAAUCAUAAAAAUAUUAACUAUAUGGCCAAAUGUUUGUGGCAAAGUGUAGGAACACAAUUAUCUAGAAUAUAUUCAUAUGCUGUAGCUUUACAGUUUCCUUUCACUGGAACUAAGAGGUCCAAACCUGUUCCAGCAUGACAAUGCCACUAUGCACGAAGCGAGCUCCAUGAAGACAUGGUGUGUUAAGGUUGGAAUGGAAGAACUCGAGUGUCCUGCAACCCCACUGAACACCUCUGGGAUGAACUGAAACACCAACUGCACCUCAGACCUCCAACAUCAGGGCCCGACCUCACUAAUGCUUUUGAAAGCUGAGUGAGCACAUCUCCAUAGCCAUGCUCCAAAAUCUAGUGGAAAGCCUUCCCAGAAGAGUGGAGGUUAUUAUAACAGCAAAAGGGGACUAAAACUGGAAUGUGAUGUUCAAAAAUCACAUAUUAGUGAGACUGUCAGAUGUCCACAAACAUUUUGGCCAUAUAGUGUAGUAAGUUCAUUGUAUAAUGCUGCCAUCUUCUGCUCCUGACUACACCACAAACACACACAUGCAGUCAAACAGAGCUGCAGGUCUGAUAACUUGCUUAAGUUUUUCCACCAUACGCAGUUUGUAUAAUGUUAUAAUGUUAUGCUCAACCAUUCUUAAUGCUUAAAGAUAUUUUUCAUUCAUUUUUAAUGCUUUUGUUCAGUAGACAGUUGGUCAGUGGUUAUUAUCUAUUAUAUUUGGGUGUUUAUAAUUCUAAAAACUACAGUUGGUUUUACAUGGAAUGAAAAUAAUGAGACUAAAAUGCUGGACAUUCUUUGUUAUUUUGAAAAAAUGGAAUAUAUAAAUAAAAGAGAAGAAAAUUAUGAAAAGGUUACUUGUGCAAACACUUUGAAUAAAAGACUUGGAAAUGCACUGAGGAAGAGAUUGUUCAGUUCAGUUUAUUUGGUUUACAGUUUAUUAUAAUUUACAUUUUCCACGGUUUAACAAGAGGAUAAAACUCCAGUACACUGUAGUGAAACAGUACGCUGCAGUACAUUAUAUGUACGCCAGGGGGCGCACAUGGAGCGACCGACUCAGGGCA